AUGACUCGCCAGACGCGCGCUCUCCCCUCCCACCGCCGGAAGAAGUCAGGCAGCUCAAUGCAGCGCGUCGGACGCUGUGACGUCAACUCCUCCUGCUCCGCCGCUCCGGAAACUGCCGAGAAAACCCGGAAGAAGCAAGGAAGAUCCGAACAGCGCCGAGCCGCGGGACAUCUUCACCUACUAUCCGGGACGGCGGGACAGGCAAGUAAAAUCGGGACUGUCCCGCCAGAUCCGGGACACUUGGGAGAUGUAAGUGACAGUAGAGAAGAAACAGACCAAGGUCCUGCUGACAAGAUGGACAGUAUCACAAAGCUUUUUGGUGACCUAUGUGAAUCGCACAUGGUAGGAUUUCCAUGGAGAACUGCGCUGAACAGCAGAAAACAUAGCAAAAAUAGGACUAAACAAACUCUUAAAAAGUUGGCCUAUGAUACUCUUUUUGUACAUUUGUUCCAGGAUGAGGCUCGUAAACUGCAGCCAAACUGUACAAGACUACCAGUAAAGAACAAGAUUAUUAUGCUGUCUUUUAAUUUGCGUAUAUGUGGUAUGAGUUCUGAGGCAGACCGUUUGGAGGAACUAGUAGAAUAUCUGGAACAAUCAAAUGGUAUUCAAAUCUCUGAUCUGCAUGCUGUUCUUGAACUUUUGGUAGAACUUUCAGGAACAGGGCCUCCCCAGCUCCUUCCUCCAAAACGAGACUACUUUAAAAACAACAAAUAUGUUGGCAGAAACGUAAAAUACCAGGGUUAUGACUAUUAUGACGUUCAGGUAUUCGAAGCUGACCUUGGGACAACAGUUGCAUAUCAAGAAUUGGAAAUCAGCACCACUAUUCAAAGAACACUUCAAAUAAUGGAGGCAGCACCUGGAACAGGUCUUCCAGCACUAAGUUUCUUCUCUCAAAACGAUCUCAGCACUGACAAGUUUGAAAAAGAGACACGGGGGUCACUUUUUGGAGCUUUGGUCCACAGCCGAACAAACGACAUGGACAUCAAGCUCGAUAUGCCACCUGUACCGGAAAAUGCUGACCUGUCUGGGCUGGCAAUAAAAGUUCCCCAGAGUAUUGACCAGUCUGAAGAUGAAGGGUUUCAGUCAGCCUCCAAUAUGACACCUGAUUCUCAGUCUGAGCCCAGUAUGACCCCUGAUAUUGAUGUGUGGGAGGCAGUUCUUACAUAUGGACCAAGCAAGAGGAGGUGCUGGGAAAGAAUAGGCUGUCCCCCUGGUAAAAGAGAAGAACCAUAUGUAACAGAAGCUGGGAGAGAAGCAUUUGACAAACUAUAUAAGCUCCAUGAAGGGGGACUUCAGAUCCUCAGUGCUACAACUUUGCAACCCCAGCUUGUAUUGCUUGAAGAGACUGACUUGGUGAAAGCUGUUCUUAAUGUUCUUAUAGGGGUUGUAUCUUCUACAUUUUCUUAUAAUCAGGCCCUUCAGUCUUUUGCAGUCAAGCAAGGAGUUUAUAUAUCUGGAACGUCACCUGAGAACAUAAGCAGCCUAUUGACACAAGUUGCAGAAUAUGGAACAUAUUAUACUAGAUUGAGUCACUUCUCUCUGCUUACUGUAUUGGAUUCAUCACAUAGUAAUGGUCUUGUAUUUCAGGCUUUUACCAGUGGCCUUAGGAAAUAUCUGCAGUAUUAUCGGGCAUGUGUUUUAUCAACUCCUGCAUCAUUGACUCUUCUCACCAUUAGCUUCCUUUUCAGAAAACUUGGACGGCAGUUGAGAUAUUUAGCGGAGCUUUGCUGCAUUGGAACACUUGUAACCAGUGCCACAAGGGGCAUUAGUACUGCAUUUCCUACAGGGGUAAAGCUUCUUUCAUAUCUAUACAAAGAAGCACUGGAAAACAGCAGCAAUGAAAAUUAUCCUGUCUUGUUAUCACUAUUAAAAACUAGCUGUGAACCAUACACAAGGUUUAUUUAUGAUUGGGUGUAUAGUGGUGUCUUCAGAGAUGUUUGUGGAGAAUUUAUGAUUCAAGUAAAUGAAGAUUAUCUUGGAUUUAGAGAUAAGCGAUAUUGGACUCAUGGAUACGUUUUGAUUUCCAAGGAAGUUGAAGACUGUGUGCCUGUAUUUCUGAAGCAUGUUGCUAAUGAAAUAUAUAUUUGUGGGAAAACCAUAAACUUACUAAAGUUAUGUUGUCCUAAGCAUUAUAUAUGUUGGUCAGAUAUCCCAGUACCUCGAAUAUCUGUAACGUUCUCCCUGGAAGAACUAAAGGAAAUGGAAAAAGACUGUGCUGUCUAUGUUGCACGUAUGGAGAGAAUAGCACGACAUAGUUGUAUUAGCAAAGAACAAAAGGCUUUACAAACAGAAAUUGCAAGGCAAGAGUUAAUUAUUCAGGCACGUGAAACAACAGAAAAAGUUUUUGAAACAUUCAAAGAUCGUAAGCUGGCUGAGAAACUGUCUUUGGAUACAAAAAAAAGAGAACUUUUUCAAAAGCUGAAAGACCAGUAUGAGAAAGAACAAGAGAGGCGCCUUACAACCAAGCAAGAAGAAGCUGAUGAUGAUUUUAGCUAUGCCCGAGAGAUACGUGAUCGUGAGAAGAGACUAAAGGCAUUAGAAGAAGAACUGGAGUUGAAAACAAGACAAGAACUUAUUGAGCAUUACAGCAGAUUGUCUGAAGAGGCAACUCGCAAAGAGCAGAGGGCUCUUUGGAAACUUCAGCGUCAUAAACUUGAAACUAUUCGACUGAAAUUUUUCUUGGAGGAACAAAAACGCAUGCAGGACUUGGUUGCAAAUUUCCCAGUGGAUAUUUGCGAAGAAAAUCUGGGUGUUUUACCAGAUGGGGAAAUAUCACAUCAAACAGACAAUACUAAUGAUGCAGGUUUGGGAAAUAUAGAAAAUGAGAAAUCCGUUCCAGAACAACAUGCCUUACACAACAACAAUGAUGAAGUGUAUACUGCUCAAAACUGUAUUUCAAAGAGUGAAUCUCUGUGUGUGGAUGUUACAUUACCCACAGAAAAUGUACAUUCACAAACCAGUAAUGCUUCAGUCUUAGGUGUACCAUCUUUCGAUUCCAAUCUGUGUACACCUGAUGUGGAUAUUAUUGAUUUCUUACCAACAUUACCCUCUGAGAAUCAGGAGGUAGCUGUAGUUCAGUCUUUGGUAGAUGAUGCUUUAAUUAGCAUUGGUUCAGAUCUGAAUACAGAUACAAAGGACAAGGAAAGUCUGUGUGCUUUAAAAAGUGAUUUACAGGAAAGUAGUACUGGAAGCGAAUAUGAUUUUAAAACCAUUCUAAAGCCUAUAGCAUGUACCCAAGUUUCACAAGGACACAUAAAAAUUGGAGAAUAUUCUUCUAAUGUACAACCUGCAAGGCCUCGUUGGAGUACUCAUGGACAUUCUUCAGAUUCAAAUAUUAAAAUUGGAAAUUAUGUCUCUGACAUCAACGUACACCAGCCAAAGCAUAGCCAGCAUGGCCAUUCCUCAGAUUCUAAUAUAAAUAUUAGUGAUCAUAUGUCUGAUGUGGAACCUCGACUGCCUCGACUGAAUUUGCAUGGGCACAUCUCCACAGGACAUAUAAAAGUAGGUGAAUAUGCUUCUGAUGUAGAGCCUUCAACGCCCAGGCACAGUGUUCAUGGGCAUGCAUCCCAGGGAAACAUUAAGAUUGGUGAGAAUGUAUCAGAUGUGAAACUAUCAAGGCCACGAUGGAAUAUUCAUGGACAUGUGUCUGACGCAAAUAUAAAAAUUGGUGAGAAUACUUCUGAGAUAGCACCCCUACGACCUCGAUGGAACAUUCAUGGACAUGCUUCACAGUCUCAUAUUAAAAUUGGAGAACUAGUUUCUGAUAUAGAACCCUCACAACCCAGAAGGACCCCUUUUGGCCAUCCAUCACAAUCAAGCAUACCAAUUGGAGACCAGCCUGUGGAAAAAUAUGCUCAGAAGUCAGAAUCAGAAGUCCAUUCAUCAAACUCUACAAUUCAACACUUACUCUAUAGCAACAUACCUGACAAGAACAAGGACACGGGAGGCACGUUAACAGAUUCUCCAGUCCCUGUUCCUGAUCAAGGAAACUCAAACGAUGACACAGAGAAAAGAUCUUCAACACUAGAGCAGAGAGUGCAGGCAGCUGAUUCUGUCUGUGAUGGAGAAGCAUCGCCAAAUACUGCACAGAGUUUGCCAUGUAUGUCUGACACCCUGGAUUUUGGAACUAACGGAGAAGAAAAUGUUGGGAAUGAUGAUCAUACAUGGGAAAAGCAACAGGAGUAUUUAAAAGGCCUUGCAGAGAAGUAUUGCCUUGAAAAAUAUCAAGACAGUUAUGAACUAAUGUCACAUCCUCCAGUUCUUCACCUUUAUAGCAAUGUGAUGCCCAAUCGGUUUUCUUUCCCAACUGAUUCUGACAUUAAGUCAGCAACAGAUGAAACUACAGUUCAACUUAUUGAACUUCUGUCUUUGCCAGUACUGAUGAAAUAUUCAGUUACUGCUCCUAUGGUCUCACAUGUUUAUCUGGUAAACAAAGCAAUAGUGGAUUAUUACUUUGUGGAGCUAAAGAUGGAGAGACACUUUGAAGCUAUGAGACAUUUUCUGCUGAUGGAAGAUGGGGAGUUUGCUCAGUCACUGAGUGACAUGCUGUUUGAAAAGCUUGGUUCCGGACAAACACCAAGUGAACUAUUGAAUCCAUUGGUUCUUAAUUCUAUACUGAACAAAGCUCUGCAGUACAGUUUGCAUGGAGACUCUUCUCUGGCCUCCAACCUAACCUUUGCACUGAAGUAUCUUCCAGAAGUGUUCACACCUACUGCCCCUGAUGCAUUAAGCUGCUUGGAGUUGAAAUAUAAGGUUGAUUGGCCUCUCAACAUAGUUAUCACUGACACGUGUAUGAAUAAGUAUAGCAGAAUAUUUUCUUUUCUGCUCCAACUGAAACACAUGGUAUGGACGUUAAGGGAUGUUUGGUUUCACCUAAAAAGAACAGCACUGGUGAAUCAAGCUUCAAACUCAGUUCAGUAUAGACAGCUCCAACUGUAUCGACAUGAAAUGCAGCACUUUGUUAAAGUCAUUCAGGGCUACAUUGCUAACCAGAUUCUGCACGUAACAUGGUGUGAAUUCAGGAACAAACUGUCUGCCGUGAGCAACCUGGAAGAGAUUUACAAGACACAUGCAGACUAUUUGAACAAAGCACUCUUUAGGGGGUUAUUGACAGAGAAGGCUGCCCCACUGAUGAACAUAAUUCAUAGUAUUUUCAGCCUCAUUCUGAAGUUCCGCUUGCAGUUGAUCUCUCAAUCAUGGAUAUGUGACACAGGGAAACAAAUGGCUGUUCAUCCCAACUUUGGUCUAAUGCAACAAUCUUACAAUACAUUCAAGUAUUAUUCUGACUUUCUUUUUGAAGUGGUGUCAAAGCUUGUAAACAGAGGAUAUCAGCCUCAUCUGGAGGAUUUCUUACUGCGGAUUAACUUCAACAGUUAUUAUAAGCAGAGCUAGGCAUUGAUCGCAGUGUUACAUUCAAAAUGUCAAGCUCUGAGGCCACCAUGAGAAAGUCAUGGGAACCCUCUGGGAUAAUUCCACAAAUCACAGACGCCGUUACACCGAAUGCUGCCUUGGAGUAGAGGUUCCAGAUAUGACAAGUGUAGAGUCCAGUUAAAAAAGAAAAAGGCCCAUCCUUCAUAACAAUUUUUCGUAUCAAUAUGAAUUAUUGGUGGCUGAGUUUAUGAGCUACACAUUAGUUAUGAUCCACACCGCAUGUAGCACUUAGUGGGAGGCUGUUAGCAACGUUUCUUGCUUUUUGUCCUGACACCUUGCUCCGUGUACAUAUGCAUUUACUAAUGUCAUUAUUUCUCAUACCGUCUUAUGUGGAAUAAACCUUUCAUGUUUUGCUAUCGUUUGAAA
Messenger RNA from Xenopus laevis (African clawed frog), 5796 nucleotides. It is a transcript of the gene tubgcp6.L, whose product is annotated as tubulin gamma complex associated protein 6 L homeolog. Lineage: Eukaryota; Metazoa; Chordata; Amphibia; Anura; Pipidae. Gene Ontology annotation, cellular component: spindle pole; gamma-tubulin complex; centrosome. The record is from RefSeq and is a predicted model, not a curated record. Gene Ontology annotation, biological process: cytoplasmic microtubule organization; microtubule nucleation; mitotic cell cycle. The coding region runs from base 1 to 5391 and encodes 1796 amino acids. Gene Ontology annotation, molecular function: microtubule minus-end binding; gamma-tubulin binding. The transcript has 27 exons.